AUGGCAUUGUCACCAGGCAAUUUCACAAUGAAACAUACCAUUAGACUUGCCAACAAGCUCAAACGGAAGCGUCUGAUGCAGAGUUUACCCACCACAAAGAAACGUCGAUUGGAAUUAAAAGCUGCCAGGUUGUCUAAAGAAGCAGCGAGGAAUGUACUAGAAGGUCAAUCAUAUAAGUCAGAUAUUGGUCUUGAGGAGGAUGUUGAUCUUGAUGACAUUGAUCCAGAGCCUCUUAGGAUUUCUCCAGAGAGCAGCUGCUUGAUGUAUUUUGAUUUAGAAACUACUGGACUUAGUAGAACAUCUGACAUCAUACAGAUUGCUGCAGUUUGUGAAGAUAGGUCAAUCAAUGUUUAUCUCAACCCCAGUGUACCAAUCUGUAAAGAAGCAUCGGCUGCAACAGGUCUCAGAUAUGACAUGGGACAGCUCACUCUUUAUGGAGAGCCUGUGCCUUAA
Molecule: messenger RNA, 453 nt
Organism: Saccostrea echinata
Lineage: Eukaryota; Metazoa; Mollusca; Bivalvia; Ostreida; Ostreidae
Exons: 3
Coding region: 1-453 (150 amino acids)
Molecular function (GO): nucleic acid binding
Source: RefSeq, a predicted model, not a curated record